This is a messenger RNA of Suillus subaureus, 567 nucleotides long. RefSeq lists its product as uncharacterized. The record is from RefSeq and is a predicted model, not a curated record. The coding region runs from base 1 to 567 and encodes 188 amino acids. The transcript has 3 exons. NCBI's taxonomy places the organism in Eukaryota, Fungi, Basidiomycota, Agaricomycetes, Boletales, Suillaceae.
AUGCCUCAAUCCUCUACUCCUGUCAUUCCUUUUUAUGAGUCUGAAGGUCCUCCCCAGGCCCUUCCAUUAUUAACAUAUCACACAGAAAUGUUUUGUCCUGCUUUAUCAUUCAUCUUGAUAUCUUCACAAGAAGAGAUGGCAUUCUCUACUCUUCCACUCAGGCGACACACUCUUACUCCUUCCCGCAUCUUCACAACCAUGUCUCAUGGAACCACACCCAUCCCUCCUCACACACCCACCCCCAAAGUUGUUAAAUUAGUCUCCUUCACAGCAGAGCAGUUCACACCGAACAGUGAGGUGUCAACAUAUUCUUCCUUGUCCUCCAUAGAUUCCAAGGACUCUAAAAUCCCCAAACUGGAGGGUGAGGCAGGGCAUCCUGGCCAUGGUGGGUACAACUUGGAAACAGUGCUCAACUGGGAUGAUGACUACUUCAAGAAUUUCAAGAAACACUGUGACAUUAGCAAGAGCAAGAAACAUCAAACUCCAGCUGCAUUGCAAGAAGUUCAUAGUGAGGCCAUUUUCCAGAACUGGCUGACUAUCAAGGGUGUUGGCCAGUUGGAGAUAUAA